GUCGGCGGCGCGUGCCAUGCGCGCGGGGGGGCGGGCCCGGCGGCGUUAACCCCUCUGCGGCCGUGACCCCGCGGCCCGGGGGGACGGGACCGAUGUAGCGUCCGUCCGCGCGGGAGCGGAGCGCGCAGCCAUGGCCGACGCCGAGCGCGCCCCGGAGGCGGCGCCGGCGGACCCUGAGCCCGAGCGGGGCGAAGCGCAGACGGACGGGGAGAGCGGGCGGCUGCCGCCCCCCGAGGAGGCGGCGGAGGCGGCGGCGGAGGGCGCAGGGGACCACGAGGCGCGGCCGUCGGAGGGCGGCGCGGCGCAGCCCGGGCUGAGGCCGCGGUACCGCGCGGCCGUGGGGCGCGCCCAGGAGUGGCCCGCGAAGAAGAAGCACCGCCGUCGGCCGUCGAAGAACAAGCGGCGCUGGAAGCCCUACUCGAAGUUGAGCUGGGAGGAGAAGCAGCAGUUCGACGAGCGGCAGAGUCUGCGCGCCUCGCGGCUCCGCGCAGAGAUGUUCGCCAAGGGGCAGCCCGUGGCCCCCUACAACACCACGCAGUUCCUGAUGGAGGACCACGACCAGGAGGAGCCCGACCUGAAAACCGGGCUGUACCCGCGGCGCUCCGCCGCCAAAUCGGACGAUACGAGCGAGGAGGACUUCCUGGAGGAGGCGGCCGAGGAGGACGGCGGCAGCGAUGGGAUGGGGGGGGACGGCAGCGAGUUCCUGCAGAGGGACUUCUCGGAGACGUACGAGCGGUACCACGUGGAGAGCCUCCAGAACAUGAGCAAGCAGGAGCUGGUGAAGGAGUACCUGGAGCUGGAGAAGUGCCUCUCCCGCAUGGAGGACGAGAACAACCGCCUGAGGAUGGAGAGCAAGAAGCACGGCGAGGCGGCGGAGGCGGCGCGGCUGCUGGAGCUGGAGGUGGACCGGCUGCGGGCGGAGAACCUGCAGCUGCUGCGGGAGAGGGACCUGCGCGCGGCGGAGGCGGCUCCGGAGUGAGCGACCCCUCCGAGCGCGGAGCUGCGGGACGCGGCGCUCAGCCCUCCCCCUUUGGAGGCGGGUGGGGAGGGGUCGCUGUCAAAGUGAACUCAUGAUGAUGCUUUUUUUUUUUUUUCCCCCCCUCCUCCUCCUCCUCGUGUGUGUGUGUGUUUAAACCAAAAACAAAAA
Numida meleagris (helmeted guineafowl) is the source of this 1147-nucleotide messenger RNA. RefSeq names its product hexamethylene bisacetamide inducible 1 (gene HEXIM1). Gene Ontology annotation, biological process: negative regulation of cyclin-dependent protein serine/threonine kinase activity; negative regulation of transcription by RNA polymerase II. Gene Ontology annotation, cellular component: nucleoplasm; cytoplasm; nucleus. The transcript has a single exon. The record is from RefSeq and is a predicted model, not a curated record. NCBI's taxonomy places the organism in Eukaryota, Metazoa, Chordata, Aves, Galliformes, Numididae. Bases 131 to 979 code for a protein of 282 amino acids. Gene Ontology annotation, molecular function: cyclin-dependent protein serine/threonine kinase inhibitor activity; 7SK snRNA binding.